AUGUCUCUUCCCACAGGUGUAUACCGCGCCGACCAGGUCGGCUCUCUGCUCCGGCCACGAGAGAUUCUUGCUACCCGUGAGAAGGUGGCCAGCGGUGAAGUGUCCAAGGAGGCCUUGAAGGAGUUGGAGGAUAAGUACAUCGCCGAUGUCGUGAAGAAGCAGAUCGCAUCCGGCCUCCGCGCCGUGACCGACGGCGAAUUCAGGCGCGAGUGGUUCCACAUCGACUACCUGGUGAAUCUGGGAGGCGUCGAGAAGCGCGGCGCCAUGCAGUCGACCAACCAGUCCCACGGCGGCGUCAUGCCGCCCAAGCUCGUCGUCGUCGACAAGAUCUCGCACCCCGAGCCCAUCCAGGUCAACGACUUCAACUACCUGGAGUCGCAGAUCGAGGCCGCCGGCGCCAAGGGCAAGGUCACCACCAAAGUCGCCAUCCCCUCCCCGACCAUGAUCCACUUCCGCAACUCCCGCGAGACCAUCUCCGAGGAGGCCUACCCCACGCUCGAACCCUUCUUCGACGACCUCGCGCGUGUCUACCAGGAGGAGCUGGCAGACCUGUACGCAGCGGGCACGCGGUUCGUGCAGCUCGAUGACACGAACCUGGCGUACCUGUGCGAUCCAGGCAUGCGGGCCGAGGCCGAGAAGCGGCACGGCGACGCCAACGUGCUGGCGAAGCAGUACGCGGCCCUGAUCAACAAGGCGAUCGAGAAGCGGCCCAAGGACAUGGCCAUCGGCAUCCACCUGUGCCGUGGCAACCACCGGUCGCAGUGGUUCGCCCAGGGCGGGUAUGAGCCCGUGGCCGAGGUGCUGUUCAAGGACCUCGACGUCGACGUCUACUUCCUCGAGUACGACGACGCGCGCUCUGGUGACUUCUCGCCCCUGCGCCACCUGCCCGAGAACAAGAUCGUCGUGCUGGGCGUCAUGAGCUCCAAGGUGGCCAAGCUCGACGAUAAGGCCGAGAUCAUCAAGAGGCUUCACGAGGCCGCCGAGUUCUGCCCGAGAGGUCUGAAGCAAUUGUGCUUGAGCCACCAGUGCGGCUUCAGCAGCACCAUGGAGGGCAAUGAGUUGAGCGAGGACGAACAGUGGGCUAAGAUCCGUCUCGAGGUAGAAAUUGCGAAGGAGGUCUGGGGCGAUGAUCUGAGCGUGUAA
Molecule: messenger RNA, 1143 nt
Organism: Truncatella angustata
Lineage: Eukaryota; Fungi; Ascomycota; Sordariomycetes; Amphisphaeriales; Sporocadaceae
Exons: 1
Coding region: 1-1143 (380 amino acids)
Molecular function (GO): 5-methyltetrahydropteroyltriglutamate-homocysteine S-methyltransferase activity; zinc ion binding
Source: RefSeq, a predicted model, not a curated record